GCCUCUACCACACCAGCUGAUUUUAUCCAAUUAUAUUAGCGCAAAAAGCAGAGAGCGGUCGAGGUCGGCGGGGCACUCAACGCACCGACGUCGGACUGGGAAGACGCUACUUCACACACGCAUUCUUCGCAGCAUUCGCAACCUACAUACAAACCAGAUGCGGCUGUGGCUUCAUUUGUUUAGCCUAGUUGCGGCCGGGCUGUGUGUCCACGCUUUCAGUUACAAUGGGGGCAACUCACAAUCAGGGAACCCAAGUGCCAUCAAAAGACCCCCGAGACCCCCACAAAACCAACAGUCCCAGUCAAGUGGAGAGUCCCGCCUCAGAGAAGUAUUCAGCUGGACCCAACUUGACUUCGUUUACCCAAACCAACGGGCACGCGAGCAGGCCAUCAACUCCGGAUCAUUCGUUCCUGAUGGCUCGAUGGUUCCCAUUAGCGUGUUUGGUGCAGGUAAUCGAGUUUUCUUAGCUAUGCCCCGCUGGAAACAGGGGGUGCCUGCCACCCUUGCCUACGUCGAAUUGAGUUCGACAAAUCGAUCGCCUCCGCUAAUACCGUACCCAAGCUGGGAACUCAACAGGCAGGGCAACUGUCAGGGUCUGACCUCGGUGUUCAGAGUCAUGGUUGACGAUUGCGACAGGCUGUGGGUGUUGGACACCGGACUCGUGAACUCCUUUGAAGAUGGCAAACGCAUCUGUCCUCCGCAGGUGGUCACCAUCGACCUUAAAACAGACAGGAUCAUCAACCGAUUCAGAAUUCCUCAGAGCGCUUUGAAGGAAGAUUCACUGCCUGUGACCAUUGAGGUUGAAUACCCCAAAGGAAAUUGCGGCAAACUGACCGAUGCUGUUGUUUAUAUGGCAGACACAACCACAUAUGCCAUUAUAGUGGCUGAUCUGUCCACUAAUAGAGCAUGGAGAGUUACUGACAAAACGGUGUUUCCUUCACCAGAGGCGGGCACUUUUAAUGUAGCCGGGGAAACGUUUGAGCUGAUGGACGGCGUCCUUGCACUCGCCUUGGGACCAAAUUUAGACCAACGCGGAAGAACACUUUACUUCUCGGCCAUGAGCAGUUUUCAACAGCGAUGGGUGCAUACCUCCGUGCUUCGCAAUGAAUCCGCGGCUAACAGUCAACCGUUGGCGUUCCAAACAGGCACCCAAAUGCGCCCCGGCCAGAGUGCAGGCAGCGGCAUGGACAAAAACGGGGUGCUAUUCUUCGGCUUUGUAAAUUCAGACACGCUGGCCUGCUGGAACACGAGAAAGUCGUUUGAGCCUAGGAACAUCGCCAAACUAGCCCAAAACAGCCAGACGAUGCAAUUUUUUGCAACUGUCAGCGUUGACAAGAGGCAGCGCGUAUGGGCCAUUUCCAGUCGCUUCCAAAGCUUUUUCUCCGGCACGAUGAACCCCCGAGACGUGAAUUUCCGCGUCUUCAUGGCCGAGUCAUCCACUGAGCUGAUCAAAGACACGGUGUGCGCCAACGACGCCUCAAACUUUAACGCACCACAGCAGCUGGUGUUUAGGCCAUGACGUGUGCAAGGGCGUUCGCGGUGGCGCUUCCCCACGCAGCCCAGUCCCCGUCGCUGGUGGGGCUUCGACUCUGACACUUCUUGGAGCCCUGAAAGCUCACACACCACGCCCCGCGCCGCCCGCUCGACCAUUGUUGUCAACCCUGAUGGAUCGUAUUGGUACUCGAUCGUCCACUGAGGUUGAACAACGAAGUUUAAAAUUAAUUAAGCGUGCUCAGGAUUAUUAUUAUUAUUUUAAUAUGCCAAUAAUCAAAAUUAGAAGUAGUGCGAUAUGAGCUCUUAUGGCACUGCUUUGUUUGUGCGCACGGCAUUUCCAACUGUGAAUCUUUUUUAGAUUUGAAACCGAAUUUUAAAUAAAAAUGUCAGAUAUUGUACUUUUAAAUUACACUACUCUCAAUUUAUUAUUAUUGCAUGAAGCCUUUUAUCAUUUUAUAUUCUUUUGAACGUGUAAAUUUCUUAUCUGUUAGUUUUCUUUUUCAAGUGAAAUUAACAAGAAUACAAAAUCGUUCAAAAUUGCUUUACAGUUACAGAGGUGAAGUACAUUGCAUAAAUCUUGUAUUUGAAUAAGACUUGGUUAUUGCUCCUUUCUAGGUACACAAUCCAGUUAUAUAUCAAAUAAUAACUAUUUAAUAUUGCCUUGGUAAAUUUGCAAAAACUUUAUGUUGUUGUGUAGCCCAGUUUGUUUUUCUGAAAUAAUGUUAUAAAAGCUUCGCUCCACCUUA
Cloeon dipterum is the source of this 2240-nucleotide messenger RNA. RefSeq names its product protein yellow-like. The record is from RefSeq and is a predicted model, not a curated record. The coding region runs from base 158 to 1519 and encodes 453 amino acids. The transcript has 6 exons. Gene Ontology annotation, cellular component: extracellular region. NCBI's taxonomy places the organism in Eukaryota, Metazoa, Arthropoda, Insecta, Ephemeroptera, Baetidae.